Symbiodinium sp. CCMP2456 is the source of this 1026-nucleotide messenger RNA. NCBI's taxonomy places the organism in Eukaryota, Dinophyceae, Suessiales, Symbiodiniaceae. The record is from the annotation of a GenBank genome assembly.
AUGGCAUCGACUUCGGCCGAUCGCGAGGCCAUCCUUCAAGGGGGCCUAUGCGAAAGGUUUGCCGUGCCGGAGAAUCCGCAGUUUAUCUACCGCGGUCUCGCAUCCACCAUCCUUUUGGGAGUUGAGAAAAAGACCAACUUGCGAGUCGCGAUCAAGGCGCUUUUGAAAAGCAGGUUCGAGAACGAGAAGGAGUUGAAGCAGUCCCUGCGUGAGAUAGAGCUUCACGCAUCGGUCCCACGUCACAAGAAUGUCCUGGAGCUCUUGUACUCGGAGGAGCAGGCUUUCGCCAUCACCUUGGUCUUCCCGUACACACCAGAUGGUGAUUUGUGGGAGCUCAUGCGGUACGGACAGACCUACUGCGAGAAGGAAGUUAGGAAUUGCACCGAACAGCUAUUGAGUGCCCUGCACCAUGUGCACACAGCCAAUAUCUUGCACGGUGACAUCAAGCCGCACAACUUCCUACUCUUCAGAGUAGAUGGUCGUUUCGCCGUUCAGCUCUGUGAUUUCGGCUUUGCAGAGCAUCCAGAUCAGCCUGGAGGAGUUUUCACCCAUCGGGAGUUGAAAGGGACGCACGGCUGGUUCGCUCCAGAGAUGCUGGCAGAGCAGAGCCACAGCUUCAGUUUGGACCUUUUUGGGAUCGGCCUCAUCCUUUGGAGGCUCCUCGCUGGGUAUGCGCCGUUUGAUCCGCCCUCCUGCUUCGUCCCUCUCGAGUUUGACGAGAGGUACUGGUGCCACGUCAGUGCUCCAUGCAGAGAAUUGGUGGCGCAAUUGCUCUCCCUCACACCGGGGAAUCGGGGUACAGCGGCUCAGAGCCUGCAGCACCUUUGGCUGGCGGGAGGUGAGCCUCCGGAGCCUUCCGCGGAAGUGAUGCAAGAGCUUGCCAAGUACGGCGCCCCACCACAAACCAGUGUCCACUUUUGGCCCGUGGGUCUGAUUCCAUCCAAGGAGUGGCAGAAAAGUUAUGCCAACCUGGUCGAUGCCUGUGGUGAGGCCUCGGAGGACGAGCUGUCUCCAACCUCAGCUUAG